Messenger RNA from Umbelopsis ramanniana AG, 1341 nucleotides. RefSeq lists its product as uncharacterized. The coding region runs from base 1 to 1341 and encodes 446 amino acids. The transcript has 4 exons. The record is from RefSeq and is a predicted model, not a curated record. Lineage: Eukaryota; Fungi; Mucoromycota; Umbelopsidomycetes; Umbelopsidales; Umbelopsidaceae.
AUGUCUACCGUCGACCGGGCAGAUACCAAUAACGCCUCCAUGUCCGAUAUCGAUGUUUUUGGAGAAGAUAUAUUGCGCGCCAUUCACCAUCGAAUGGAUGGGAGAACCGCCUCAGAUGCUCAAAAGCUUCUCAAUGACCUUAUAGAAAUGCUCAGUGCUGAGCAUAAUGAGCUAAAUGAUAUUCCAAAGCGCCAAACCUUGGUCAUGAACGAUGAUGCCCCUCAAUCAUCUGUCCCACCUACAAGACCGUCGACCUUGAAUGCUCCGUCGAUAACUUCUACUUUCAUUCCUUCAUCUGCUACCCCUAUUCCAAGCGCAGAACAAAGCGCUGUCAAAAUCGUUGCGGACGCACUGGGACCUACAUCUUCCAUGGAAAACCCGCUCAUUGUGACCCAGACAAUCUAUGUAACAGCCACCCCAUCCAGCAUCACCUCCUCAACUACAACAGCUUCUCCAGCUACCGCCGAUGAUGAAAGUAAAAGCAUGGCUGAGCUCCUGAAAAAAUACAACAAUGGAGCACACAACUAUAGCCUUACGAUCAUCAUCUUGUUGUGCAUUUUCGGCGCGAUUCUUGUUAUUGGUCUACUGAUAGCAGUUCUAUGGUGGAGAAAGGAUAGACAACGAAGAAAGCAAAGGGCUAUUGAGCGAGAAAGGGAAAUGGAAGAGCAAAGCAGAAAACCCCCAGGCGGUUACGCUUACGAACAAUUCAUGGCGAAUAAACACGGUCUGAACGCAAGACAGCCACAAGAUUAUUUUACUGAAGCCGGUUAUCACACAGAUGCAACUUCUCCACCAAACCAUUCAACACAACCUUUGGGGGCUCCUUCUCAGUAUGAAAAUGCUAUAAAGUUUAAAGGAAAAGCGGCCAACUUGCCUGCUAUUAACACUGGUUCAGCACAAGUAGAAGAUCCUCCAAUCUCACCUACAUUUGUACCCCUACCCGGUACUCCCAUGAAACUUGUUUCUAGACAACAAGUAUUCCAGGAUCCACAGCGGCGAAGAGGGGUUGACGCAUUAGACUUGGAUGCUCAACAAGAAUCCAAUCAAAAGCACUGGAAAUCCGUCCACUCUGAUGGUGGCCCCUCUUCUGUCACAAACUCAAGACCUGCGGGUCAAGCUUCUAGUGACAAUGAAGCUCAGAAAUUAAUAUACGAAUCCAGCGAUGACUCGGAUAACACGAUCUCUCCAUCGCAAAGUGUUAAUAGCUUAAACGCCAAUAUUAAUACACAGAAAAUUUCGUCCAAAGCUGGUUCUGAUCACAGGACCCAACGUGGAGAUGGGCAUCAAGAAAUAUCGGAUGUCGCUGCGGCUAGACGCGUCCUGAUGUCGGUAGAUAUGUAG